CUUUCUAACUGCACUGGAUGUGCGACAGUCACUGGUGUUAUUCUAAUUUCACAUGGGAAUGUCAUCAUGUUAGCUGGGCUGAAUUUCGUUACGCUGUUGCUCUCGGUGGCUGUAUGUCAGGGAUCUCGAUACAAGGACAUUGAUAGUGAAACCGUCAGCGUGGACAAAGGAUCCACCUAUGGUUCUCUCUGGCCUCUGCCCCAGCAAGUGAGUUUGUCUGAGGUUUCAUUUAAACUAUCGAGCUCCAGCUUCAGGGUGGUGGACGCCGAGGGAUCGUCUGCGGGUCCCAGCUGCAACAUUCUCCAGAAUGCAUACAGAAGAUAUUAUGAAUACGUGUUUGGCAACGCAAGAAAGACUGGACAUUUCAAAAGGAAAGCGGCAACAUCAGAGUUGUCAGAACUACAGGUGUCGAUCACAUCAGGUGAUUCGGACUGUGACGGUUACCCAGGAGCGACCUCGGACGAGUCAUAUGAACUGACGGUGGACCAGCCGUAUGCAAUCCUGAAAGCACCAAAGGUGUGGGGUGCUCUUCGAGGUCUAGAAACGUUCAGCCAGUUGGUGUAUGAAGAUGAAUAUGGGGCUAAAAGCAUUAACUCGUCAAAAAUUGUCGACUUCCCAAGAUUUCAACAUAGAGGUAUCUUACUGGAUACCUCUCGCCACUUCUUGCCUAUUAAAGUAAUCUUGGCUAAUCUGGAAGCAAUGUCAAUGAACAAAUUCAACGUGUUCCACUGGCACAUCGUGGACGACCCGUCAUUCCCCUACCUCAGCAGAACCUUCCCCCAGCUCAGCCAGAUGGGCGCCUACCACCCGUACACCCACGUGUACACGCCUGGCGAUGUGAAGAUGAUCAUCGAGUUUGCCCGGUUGAGGGGCAUCCGGGUUGUCCCAGAGUUUGACACGCCGGGACACACGCAGUCCUGGGGCAAAGGACAGAAGGACCUGCUGACGCCGUGUUACUCCGGCUCCACUCCCUCUGGCACCUUCGGGCCAGUCAACCCCAUCCUGAACACAACCUACGACUUCAUGAACCUGCUCUUCAAGGAGAUCAGCGAGGUGUUCCCCGACGCCUACGUUCACCUGGGAGGAGACGAGGUGGACUUCAACUGUUGGAAGUCAAACCCAGAUAUUCAGAAGUGGAUGGAUGAGCACGGCUUAGGAAAAGACUACGCCAAACUGGAAUCAUUCUACAUCCAAAAGCUCUUGGGUAUCGUCGCCGCAACGAAGAAAGGCUCCAUGAUAUGGCAGGAGGUGUUUGACAACGGCGUGAAGCUGCCGGCGGACGCGGUGGUGAACGUGUGGAUGGGCAGUGGGCUGCAGGAGGAGAUGUUCAACGUGACGGCGGCGGGCUUCGCCACCAUCCUCUCCGCCCCCUGGUACCUGGACUACAUCAGCUACGGACAGGACUGGCAGCGCUACUACAAGGCGGAGCCGCUCGACUUCAAAGGUAGUGAUGCCCAGAACAAGCUGGUGAUUGGUGGAGAGGCCUGUCUGUGGGGCGAAUUUGUGGAUUCAACCAAUCUGACGCCAAGGCUGUGGCCUCGCGCCAGUGCUGUGGGGGAGCGCUUGUGGAGCGCCAAAGAUGUGACCGACGUCAACGACGCCUACAGCCGCCUGGCCAAGCAACGCUGCCGCAUGGUGGAGCGUGGGAUCCCUGCGGAGCCUUUGUUUACAAGUUUCUGCCGACAUGAGUAUAAGGGCAACUGAAGUGUGGGCCUGGAAAAGUGAAGAGUCUACGGACACACACACACAAACAAUCAUGUGUUUUCUUUGAAGAUUUUUGUGAGAUUGAUCUCUCAUGUUAAUGCACUGAACCUUUUUUUAACAUUCAACCUCUCUUCUAAAAUGACUGGAUUGGAUCCUUCUGUAGUUGUAAUCUUUUCUACAUGAUUCCCGAUCAAAUAUUUGCAUACUCCCAAAUUAAUUUAUGCUGGAUCAAAUUUUUUAUAUUAAUGUUUGUAUGAUUCCGUAUGAAUAAAGUUUUCCUUGAAAUGGUGAA
This is a messenger RNA of Gadus macrocephalus (Pacific cod), 1996 nucleotides long. Its product is annotated as beta-hexosaminidase subunit beta-like. Lineage: Eukaryota; Metazoa; Chordata; Actinopteri; Gadiformes; Gadidae. Bases 67 to 1704 code for a protein of 545 amino acids. The record is from RefSeq and is a predicted model, not a curated record. The transcript has 14 exons. Gene Ontology annotation, cellular component: membrane. Gene Ontology annotation, biological process: carbohydrate metabolic process; glycosaminoglycan metabolic process; ganglioside catabolic process. Gene Ontology annotation, molecular function: beta-N-acetylhexosaminidase activity.